Messenger RNA from Puntigrus tetrazona (Sumatra barb), 531 nucleotides. RefSeq names its product low-density lipoprotein receptor-related protein 1B-like. The record is from RefSeq and is a predicted model, not a curated record. Lineage: Eukaryota; Metazoa; Chordata; Actinopteri; Cypriniformes; Cyprinidae. The annotation marks the transcript as partial. The transcript is spliced from 3 exons.
GAAAUAUCAUACUGCGGCCCAUUCAUUCAGCUCUUGCUCACAGUGCCUCGGUUUAAUUGCGCUGUUGUAACUGCAAGCAGUCAGUUCUGGAACAAUGUUUUGCAGAAUAGAAAAAUAAUGGAAAACUCUUUUUCACGGACUACGGGACGAUAGCCAAGGUGGAACGCUGCAAUAUGGAUGGCACCAACCGAACCAGGAUAGUAGAGUAUAAAACCGAACAGCCAACCGCCGUGACACUGGACUUGGUGAGGAAGCUCGUCUAUUGGGCGGACGCUUAUCUGGAUUUUAUCGAAGUCGUGGAUUACAACGGCAAGAACAGACACGCGAUCAUCCAAGGAAACACGGUGUCGCACCUGUACGGAUUAGCGCUCUUUGAAGAUUACCUGUUUGCGACGUGCUCUGAACCCUCCAGAGAGAGCAAGGUGGACAUAUUUAGGAUAAAUCGCUUUAACAGCAGUGACACAAACACCGUUACCACUUUGGAAAGUGCCAGAGCUGUCCGAGUUUAUCACAGAUUGGCUCAACCUACAG